This is a messenger RNA of Populus nigra (black poplar), 3260 nucleotides long. RefSeq names its product synaptonemal complex protein 1-like. The record is from RefSeq and is a predicted model, not a curated record. The transcript is spliced from 19 exons. NCBI's taxonomy places the organism in Eukaryota, Viridiplantae, Streptophyta, Magnoliopsida, Malpighiales, Salicaceae. Bases 252 to 2903 code for a protein of 883 amino acids. Gene Ontology annotation, biological process: reciprocal meiotic recombination.
AUUUCUUAAUUAGUUUCAUGUAAUUAAGAAGGGAGGUUCCAACUAAUUUAGGGUCUUCUCCUGUUCUCAAGAAGACCCUUCUUAACCGUCUAAACUCCAACGUCACAUUGACGCACCAAGGCUAGGCCUAUAAAUACCCCGAUAUUUGGCGCCCAAAACAUUCUCAGUCGUCUAACUGAAAACUCCAAAACUUAGAGACCGAGCGAGAGAGAUUGAGAGAUUCAAUAACAAUUUCUAGGGCUUACCCGUACAUGCAAUCGGUUAUCGAUUUCGAGAUGCAGAAAUUAGGGUUUCCAAGCAUGAAGACUUUGGAUCAGUACAAAUCGCUAUCAGGAUCCGCAAAGAACUUCUCAUUCAAUUCGCGGUCAUCAACGGACUCGACUACAUUGGGAAGUUUCGCUAAUUUGAAGAUCACUGCAGAGAAAUUGGUCAAAGAACAGGCUUCCGUCAAAACAGAUCUCGGGAUGGCGAACACUAAGCUGAAGAAAUCAAUGGAGCAUAUCCAUGUGUUGGAGGAUAAGUUGCAAAACGCGUUUAAUGAGAAUGCAAAGCUUAAAGUAAAGCAGAAAGAGGAUGAGAAGCUGUGGAAAGGAUUGGAAUCAAAAUUUUCUUCAACAAAGACUCUGUGUGAUCAAUUGACAGAGACCUUACAACACUUAGCCGGUCAGGUUCAGGAUGCUGAAAAGGAUAAGGAGUUUUUUGAAGGCAAACUGUCUGCAAGCUCAAAUGGCAUUGACUAUUUGAACCAACAACUGAAUGAUUUAUCUGUGAAAUUAGGCUCCGCGGAGGAAACUAUUAGAACUCGUGAAAGGGAACUACAGGAACUUGAAAUCAAUAAGGAGGAAAGAAAUAAGAUCUACAUAGAAGAACUACGCCAAACUACCAGUCUGAUAGAAGAAAAAGAUGCCAUGCUAAAGAAGUUUGAAACAACUGUAGCAGCUAAUAGAUUGGCCACGGAGGACCUAAACUCAAAAUUAGAAGAGAUGAACCAUGAAUUGAGACUGAAAGGAGACAAAAUUAAUAGUUUAAUGACCACUCAAGAGAACUUGGCGAAAGAAAAGAGUGACCACCAAUCGAGAGGCAAUGAUUUUGCUAACAGAUUGGCCAUAUCACUCCAAGAGAUUAAAAACCUAGAAGGUUUUCUUCAUGUACUGGCUGCACAAUUGGUUGAGUUGGAUAAACAAAGUUUGACUUUUACCACCAAGUUUGAUCAGCUAAACUCUCUCUAUGAUAGUUGCUUUAAGUUGGCCCAACAGGAGAGAGAACUUGCUGUGAAGCAUGUCCAAAGGCAGUAUGAUCAGCUCCAUGAGCAUUCUUUGUCUGUACAGUCAGAAAAAGACGCCAUGAAAUUGGUAAACCAGGAGUUAAAUGAUAAGAUCAUUGAACUUCAGAAAUCCCAAGAGUCUAUUAUGGCACACCUUUCAGAAGAAUGUCAAUCAGCAAAAGAAAGAAUUCAAAGUUUGGAGUCUGAAGCUGAAAUGCUGAUGUCGAAGAAGAAGGAAACGGAGAUGUUGGUUUCAAAAUUAGAGGAGAAAAUUGACACCUUGUCAGAAGGAUCGAGGUCAUCUGAGAAUAAAAUGCAAGAUUUGUUGUUGAAAAUUUCAGCAUUAGAAAUUGAAAACAAAGACAAUGCAGAGAGGUUACAGGAUGAAAUACAGAGAAAAGAAGAAGAAGUAGAUUCUUUGCGAAAGGAAAGUGAGAAACAUGAGCAACAUCUAGAUUCAUUGGAGAAACAGGUUUGCCAGCUCCAUAGUGUCUUAGAGGAGAAGGAACAGCUUAUUGUUCAAUAUAAGGAAAGAGAAAAGAAGUUGGAAGAUCAAAUCACUGAGAAUCAGGCAUCGUUGACUGCUGCUGAAAGCACACUUACGAAAGCAAAGAAGCAGCAUGAUAUGAUGCUGGAGAGCAAACAAUUGGAGCUAUCAAGACAUUUGAAAGAAAUAUCUCAGAGAAAUGAUGAGGCAAUUAAUGACAUUCGGAAGAAGUAUGAAAUGGAAAAGCUAGAGAUUGUUAACAUGGAAAAAGAAAAGGCAGACAAAAUCGUAUUAGAAAUGGAAAGAAAAUGCGACGAAAAGCUUGUCCAAUGCAAAGAAGAAUCAAGGAGGCAGAUGAUGUGCGUUCAGGGGGAACAUGCGGCUCUGGUCUUAGGUAUUCAGCAGGAGCGUGAUAGAAAGGAGAUCAGUCUUAUAGCUGCUCACAGUGAAGAACGAAAGUGUGCCCAACUUCAAGCUGAAAAUGAACUGAGAGAGAAAAUAAUAGAAGUCGGGAAUGAACAUGAAGUUCAAAUGAAAGCUUUGAGGUGCCAGCAUGAAGAUGAGUGCGGGAAGCUUCAGGAGGAGCUGGAUCUCCAAAAGUCAAAGGAAGACAGGCAGAGGGCUUUGUUGCAUUUGCAGUGGAAAGUGAUGAGUGACAAGCCACAAGAAGACCCAGAAGUGAAUUCGAAAAAGAAGGAAUAUUCUGUUUCAUCUGUUAAGAUGAGAGGUCCUGGUGGUGCUAAAAGAAGCCACAAUUCUCUGGGAAGUUUACAGAAUGAAAAGAAGGAUUCACUUUGCCUGAAAGCUACACAAACUCCAGUGACAAAGUUAUUGAAGAAAGUAGAGACUCCGAACUCAGGAAGUGUGAUGGUUAUUCCUAAGCAUCAUAAGAAGGUAACUCACCAUGAAUAUGAAGUUGAAACCAACAAUGGAAGAACAAUCACUAAACGCAGAAAGACAAAAAGUACAGUCAUGUUUGAGGACCCAAGAAAACAUGAGAGGACAAGGACAAAUACUCCAAAGGCCAGAACUCCAAGAAGUGUUGCCAAGGGACUUAAGGGAGGGGAUCAGUCACAUCCAUCAACCAUUGGCGAUUUGUUUUUGGAAGGGUCUCUGAAUCCUUAUGCAGAUGAUCCAUAUGCAUUUGGUUAGAGAUGUUUUGAAGGUCAAGGGACUGGACAAAAGUUCACAGAACAACAUACACAGGUAUGGAGCCUGAAAGCACUCUUCUCCGUCAGAGAACACUUUUUGAGAACAACUUUGCUGAUAACAACAUAGCAUGAUAACGUGGAGGAAGUAUCCGAGCCUCUACGGGUUCUGUUGUAUAAUUUUCAAUGCUGGGCCAAGAUGCUUAAACUGUUCUAAUUGAACGCAACUAGUUGUGAAGCACAGUAAAACUUCUGUUUAGAACAUGGGAUACACUCAUGGCAGUAAAUUGGUAUAACUCCUACGUAAGUGUUGCGUACAUAAUUACAUGGGUGCAGUGUGAUAAGACGUUGGAUUUUUGAA